AUGUUUCCUUCUUUAUAAAGUUGUUAGAAAAAAAAGCAGUCUGCAGCUUGUGGUUCACACCCCCAUCUCUAGCAGAAGGCUCCUAGCUGCUGUACGAAGUGGACUGUCACCUCCUGCUCUGCACUGCUGUCCCUGCUGCUGUCGGCUUAGCAAGGAGAUGAGCUUCUUGUUUGGCAAUCGCUCUUCGAAGACAUUCAAGCCAAAAAAGAGUCUUCCAGAGGGCUCACAUCAGUACGAGCUAUUGAAACAUGCAGAGGCCACCCUGGGCAGUGGAAACCUGCGUAUGGCCGUCAUGCUUCCUGAUGGGGAAGACCUCAAUGAGUGGGUUGCUGUAAACACUGUGGACUUCUUUAACCAGAUAAACAUGUUGUAUGGAACCAUAACAGAUUUCUGUACCGAGGAGAGCUGUCCAGUAAUGUCUGCUGGCCCAAAAUAUGAGUACCACUGGGCAGAUGGAACCAAUAUAAAGAAGCCCAUUAAGUGUUCUGCUCCUAAGUACAUUGAUUACCUGAUGACAUGGGUACAGGAUCAGCUUGAUGAAGAAACCCUUUUCCCCUCCAAAAUAGGUGUUCCUUUUCCAAAGAACUUCAUGUCGGUAGCCAAGACUAUCUUAAAGCGCCUUUUCCGAGUCUAUGCUCACAUUUACCACCAGCACUUUGAUUCAGUGAUCCAGCUCCAAGAGGAGGCUCAUCUGAACACUUCUUUUAAGCACUUUAUUUUCUUUGUUCAGGAAUUCAACUUAAUAGACAGACGAGAACAAGCUCCACUGCAAGAAUUAAUUGAAAAGCUGACCUCUAAGGACAGAUAAGAUAGCAGUUGAUUGAGCACCAAAGCCUUUCUUUAACGCAAGCUUUGUUUUCUGAACCUUGUUGCAUUCAAAGCAGCCAAAAUCUAUUUUUUGUGUGCUUAUGCUGAAGGAAUAUGAUAUAGGUAUUUUCUCACCUUCCUGUAAUUCCAAAUGAUUGUGUGUUCUACAUAAGGUGUUCUUGGAGGGAGGAAGAGGUGUAUUAUAUACUAAGUUCCAGAACCUUAAAGGGCAAGUCAACCCCAAAAUAAAAAUUGGCUAAUAAAAGAAAACUUAAUUCUAAGCAACGUACCAAUAUACUGUAUAUGUAUUACAAAUUGUAAGUGCUUUUAAAGUUAUUUGUAAAAACAAUUGCUAUUGAAAGAGGCAUUUACUUAACUCCCGGUUGAUACUAUUUAAAUAAUGUUGCAAAAGUCUUGGUUCCCAACACAGACAGAUCUGUUAAUCAGCUGCCUUCUCUUACAUCAGGGGUGUCCAAACUGCGGCCCGAGGGCCACAUGCGGCCCAGGAUGCAUAUGAAUGCGGCCCAGUUUGAAAUGCUUGGAAAUAGGAUGAGGGGGGACUCUGCCCAUUGCCCAGUUAGUAAUAAUAAUAUAAUAAUAAGUCUAUUUAAUAUCCAGGUGUCCCAUAUUCCAGUGUAUAGUUCCAUCUGGUUAUCCAACUGGCAUUGUAGUUCUUUUCUGUGUAUUUCCUUUACUUUUACAAAUCAAACGUGUUUGUGUAUUUCACGUGUGGCCCCAGACAAUUUUUAUUUUUCCAAUGUGGCCCGGCGAGCCAAAAGUUUGGACACCCCUGUCUUACAUUGUUCCAACAGUCUGAGCCAUCAGGGCAGAGAAAUGACAAACUUCUUUCAGUAGCAACACAAAUACAAUUAGCUGAAAACCAUAGAAAAUUUGUAAUUAAUGUAUAUUGCAAAGUUUCUUAACAUUAUAUUUUCUUAUAUUAGGCAACAAUAUUUGUUGGAUUGGCAUUUACUUUAGCCCCUAUACAUCCAUUGUCAUUCCUUUCUGCAGUUAAAAAAUCUGAGAAUUUUAUGUGCCUAAAUAAUUUCCAUUCCUUUGUCACUGCUGCUCUUCACAGACAUUUUAUUCUGUUUCAUUAUUAUAUUUUUCUUUAAUCAGAAGCUGAUUGUAGGAAGCCCUAUGUCCACUAUAGAACUUCCUCUAUAGUAUUAAAAUCCCCCAAGUGACCAGCAGAGCAGUGCCAGGUAAUGCGCACUGGGCCCCUCCAAAUGUUUUUUUUGGCAGGGGGGCUCUGUCUUGUUUCUCUGCUGCCUGUGGAUAAAACAUGGCCAUCAGGUCCAGGUAUAACAGGUUCCCUCAUUUCUAUAAAUCUAUCUGGGUAAUCUUUAAACACAUAACCAGGGGGUCAAUCAAUUACAGUGGUGUUAAAACAAAUUUGCAGUUAAAUUUGAGUAGAGUGGAUAGGGAGUAAAAUAAAUGUUUUUCUAGAAAGUCACAGUCAUCAAGAUGCCAUUUUUUACUUCACUCUCCUCCACAUUUAUGGGCAGAUUUAUUAAAGGUCGAAUUUCAAAUUCAUGUGAUUUUUUUAAAAUUUUUUAUUCUAAUAGAUUUGAAAUACUCGAAAUUCGAAUGGGAGGUUAUUUAAGAAAAAAAUUUGAACGUCUAAAACGAAUAUUACUGAUUCGAAAAUUUGAAUCGAAUUUGACAACUCAAAUUGUGUUUUUUCUCAGAAAAAAACUUGAAUGUCAGGAAGGAACAUCUUCAUAUGGGUCACGGGACCUCAGCCAUUGACUUCUACAUGAACUCGGCAGGUUUUAGGUGGCGAAUAGUCAAAUUUGAAUUGUUCCCAGGGUCCAAGGAUUGAUAAAUCUCGAAUUUAGAAUUCAAAUCGAGUUUGGAUUAUUCCCAAUUCGAAUUUGUGAUUUUUGACCAAAAAUACAAUUCGAAAAUCCGAAUUAAUGAAUGAAUCUGACUCUAAAUAAUAAAUUCCCUUGAUUGACACGACGAUCGGCCAAUCGCUGAUCGCUGCAUCAUAGCCCAGCCCACUGAUGUCGUAUCCCCGCCCACUGAUGUCACGGUCCGCCCACUGACGUCACAGUCCCAACCAGCACAUCACUAAUACAUACAUUGUUAAUUCACAAUUUUAAGCAAAAUAAGCACAUGUGUGAAAACCUUUGAGCAAAAUCCCUGGAAACAUGAGUAGUAUAUUCCACUCAGACUGAAUCAAAACCAGUCACCCAGGUCAACCUAAAUUUGCCUUAUAAAUCCUUAAUGUGUUAACAGAACCUGAGCUUUAUUUUGUAAAUUAUUGUUCUAUGCAGUCCUUGGGGGAGUAAUAUUUAUAUAUACUCCUCAUUUGUUCAUCGGAUGGCUGUAAUUAUCUUUAUCAAGGUUAUCUCCCCUGGUAUGUGUUGUGUUGCAUUUGCUAAUUUUUAUCAGGUUAUAUGGACCUUUUAAUAUUGUUUUGAAUGCUACAGCUUAUUAUAUAUAUAUAUAUAUAUAUAUAUAUAUAUAUAUAUAUAUAUAUAUAUAUAUAUAUAUAUAUAUAUAUAUAUGAGCCUGUAUUUCAGUGUUACUGUAAAUGUAAAUAUGUUAUUAUUAAAAGAACAACUUGCUCAUAGUGCUCUUUUUUAAUUUAAAAGUGUCUGCUGCUAUUAUCAGGCUUUUAGUUCAACAGCACCGUGUUAGAUCUGCAGUACUAGUGGCUUGAGGGUUAAUUGACUUCAGUUAGAUGCUGCUCUACAUUUUGCUGUCUGGGCUUAGCGCUAUGUUGACAGGCUGAGAAAAGCAGUAUAUUGGGUGUUAUCAUUGAUCUGACUUGGACCCGAUAUUCUUGCUUAUUUAGCUUGGUAAAUCAGUGGGAGCAUCUGGACUAUGAGACAACUGACUGGUCUUCCUAAACUGCUGGAAGAGAUCAGCUGCUUUCCUACAGUUCUUAAAGGGAAUACAGAGAGCAAUAUGGGGAAAUGUAUCUUACUGGAGACACUACCUGUAUAUUCAAUUAACCAUUGAGCUGCUAAGCUAUAAAGAGAUUCUGAGCUGAAAGCUUGAUAUAAGCAGUAGAAGAGCAUGCUGAGCUUUUUUUUAUUUUACUUUGGAAUCCCCUGUAAUUGGCAUGGGAUAUGACUUUUUGUAACACCAGAGGACAGUAUGGAGCAUGUAUUGUGAAUUAAAUUUUAAGACAGAAAUUCUCAGCCUAUGGCUUCCCCAUGAACUCCUUCAUAUCCCCUCAGCUAUACUAUGUUUAUACUAAUGUUGUAUUACAUUUAUGCAUGCCAUUUGGCUGCAAUUUCUAAAGCCAUAAUGAAAGUGUCAGGUACAUAAUGCACAAUAAUAUUGUAGUUUUUUGGUGCAGUGGUAGUAGAACAAAUUAACCGCAAUUCAGAAGGCACAAUUCAUAAUCUGCCAAGGGAAAAUACCACUAUAUUUUAUUUCUUAAUUUCAACGCCAACUAAUUUCAUCUGCAAUUAACUUGCAAAUUAAUUUUGUGUCACAGAUUUGAAACCAUUUUUCUGAUAUAAUGAAAAACAUAGUGUUUUCAAGAGGAUGUAUAUUUCCAUUAUUUCUGGAUUUAGCAUUUUCAACCUUAAAUUAUAGCUUCAUUUUGAAUGUAUGCUGACAGUUUAAAAAAGAACUGGCAGUGGCUAUAUAUCUGGACAUUUAUAUAAAAUUGAUAACUUUUGAGUUGUCUUUAUGGAAUUACAAGUUUGGAUUCAGAUAGGGACGAUAUUUGCAUGAGCUCCUUGUACAGCCAAUAAUGUAUUGACAAUACAGGCUGUAUUUUGCUGGUGUCACAAAGUCCUGGUAUAAGUCUUCUAACGGUGCUUCUAAACCUGCAAAUGUAUGUGAUUAAUCAAUAUAAAAUUAAAAUAUUUUUUUGGAAGAA
Molecule: messenger RNA, 4654 nt
Organism: Xenopus laevis (African clawed frog)
Lineage: Eukaryota; Metazoa; Chordata; Amphibia; Anura; Pipidae
Gene: mob1b.S
Product: MOB kinase activator 1B S homeolog
Exons: 6
Coding region: 158-808 (216 amino acids)
Source: RefSeq, a predicted model, not a curated record